Dacryopinax primogenitus is the source of this 2069-nucleotide messenger RNA. RefSeq names its product MFS general substrate transporter. NCBI's taxonomy places the organism in Eukaryota, Fungi, Basidiomycota, Dacrymycetes, Dacrymycetales, Dacrymycetaceae. The transcript has 4 exons. Gene Ontology annotation, cellular component: fungal-type vacuole membrane. The record is from RefSeq and is a predicted model, not a curated record. Bases 155 to 1927 code for a protein of 590 amino acids.
CCUAGGUUGAACGCCGUAUCCCAACAAGCUAGUGUCUUAAGCCCUGAGACCUGGCUAUCAGCAACGGAGACGGUGCAGGACUGGCUCCUCCUGCUCUGCUCAUCCACCACUCUGCUACCACCCGCCACCACAAACCCCAGUGGUUCUUAUAACGAUGUCGACUGAAGAGCCCCGUAUGCCCAAGCAGCAGCAGCGAGAAGCGUUGCAUCAGUUUCAAGAGCCUCGAUCACUCCGAUUCGCUCAGGUCGUAUCGGCAGUUAUCUACUGUCUCUUUGCCAGUGGGGUAAUUUUCGGAUACGCUGCUUUGAAACCUGUUCUGGUAUCUGAGGGUGUGUAUAGACACCUUUGUACGCCGGACGAAAUCAAAUCCCAUGUUCGGGUAUGCCGUGAGCAAGAGCUCCGGAUGAAUGUUAUGUUCAAUAUCGCCGCUGUUACGACAAAUGUCGCUGCCCUACCUGUUGGGGCAAUACUCGACCGUUUUGGCCCUCAAGUAACCAGUCUAGUGGGUUGCGUGUUUUUGCUCUUUGGACCAGUCCUUCUGGCUAUUGCGCCUAUGAUACCAGUGGACAAGUUUGAUGGCUUCAUUCUUGGGUAUCUGCUACUUGCGCUGGGUGGUCCCUGCAUCUUUAUCUCGACCUUCCAGCUCUCCAAUGCCUUUCCUACCAAUUCUGGCCUCGUUCUCAGUUGCGUGACUGGUGCGUUUGACGCCAGUAGUGCCGUUUGGCUCGCAUACCGCCUUCUGUACCAGUCUACGGUCGAUUCCGAGGACCAAGUCGGAAAGGGAAAGAUCAGCCUUACCAUUUUCUUCGCUUGCUACUGCAUAGUUCCAGUCACCAUCACCAUUCUCCAGUUUACCAUAAUGCCGAAGCAAAGCUACAAGAGUAUGGGCGAAAUCGUCAGGGAGAUUGAGACUGGUACUUUGGACCCCCACGAAGAAGCGGUGGAUGAUGACGAGAUAAAUGGCCUGACACCUCCACCAGCAACGGCUCGGGUGCUUUCUUCCACUAGCACAUCUGUGGACCAUGAACAGGAUGGACACGUGCGCAUUGUGGAGCCUGGACCGAGUGAACAUACCGGCCUUCUGAGCCUAAGUCGCAAGAGCAACACUGCAGACAUCAGGCAAAGACGGCGUUCCAGCGCCGUUAGCCAAAUAUCUGCCAUUAUAGGACAACAAGCCGUAGAAAGGGUUCAGAAGAAGGAAGAACACAAGAGAGCCAUUAGCGGAGUUUGGGGUUCCUUGCACGGCGAGAGUGCUCUGCGACAGGUUGGGAGUCUCUGGUUCAUCCUGGUUGUUCUAUUCGUCAUGCUGCAGAUGCUUCGAACCAAUUACUUUAUUGCCACUGUUAGGCCGCAGUACGAACACCUCUUGCAAUCCUGGGAGCUAUCUCUCGCCAUUGACAGAUUUUUUGACUUGGCCCUUCCACUUGGCGGUCUUAUAUCUAUUCCAUUCAUCGGCAUAUUGCUCGACCAUACCUCGAGCCCCCUCGCACUGUCGGUGCUAGUGCUGUUCGCAGCUGUUAUAGGUUGCCUUGGCAUUAUUCCCCAUUCUUUGACCGCCGGAUAUGCCAAUGUCGCUCUUUUCGUUGUCUAUCGACCAUUCUUUUACACCUCAAUCUCGGAUUACGCAGCGAAAGUAUUCGGAUUCGAAACGUUUGGCAUCGUGUACGGCCUCAUUAUAUGCACCUCUGGCUUAUUCAACCUCGUGCAGUCCGUCCUCGACUACGCGACAAUCCAUGUGCACCAAGGUAACCCGAUUCCAGUCAACAUCGGGCUCUUAAUUUCAGGCUUAGUGAUAGGCUCUAUUUUUGUUGCUUUCGUUGAGGAUCAGGUUAAUCGGAUCAAGAGAAGCAAAGCGCGUGAGGCAUUGGAGGAGGCAGAGAACAUCCAGGAGGUCGUGGUCCCAGAUGGGUCGCCUGCGUAUCGUUAGCCUUUACGAGUUGUCUCGUAGGGUUGCUUUCAUCGUUCCCAUCAUAUGCAUGACCAUGUCGAGAUUUCCCUAGUACUGUCUGUCACCUUUAUACCAGGGCCAGGAACGCACGAGGCAGUGCGUGUAACAGCCUCCGAUGUAC